This is a messenger RNA of Trichoderma breve, 429 nucleotides long. RefSeq lists its product as uncharacterized. Bases 1 to 429 code for a protein of 142 amino acids. NCBI's taxonomy places the organism in Eukaryota, Fungi, Ascomycota, Sordariomycetes, Hypocreales, Hypocreaceae. The record is from RefSeq and is a predicted model, not a curated record. The transcript has 4 exons.
AUGAUGGGCAUCAAGAACGUCGUCUUGCUCUCUAUUGCAGCUCUUGCUCAGAUUGGCAACUGCACACCUACAGGCCAAACUGAGCCACCCAUCCCAGAGCUCGCUCGUCGUGCGCCAAACACUAUCUGGAUCUGGGCUGGCCCUAACUAUACCGGCCCAAGCCAGAGCCUGACUUACAACACCGUUAAUGAGUGCAAGGCCAUUGGCUGGGACACGAUUGGAUCGAUUUGGUUGCCAGAUAACGUUGUCUGCACAUUUACCGUCAAGCCCGGCGACUGCCAGGAUGAUGUUGGCAACUUCCGAUCCCAGACUAUCUUCCCCUCCGGCCUGGCAGAUAUUCGCCAGUGGUAUGAGCCAAGAAAGGCCGAUUUCCCGGCUUACUGGUUCCACAAUGCCCGGUCAAUCCAGUGCGGUGGAGCAAACUUUUAG